GAAUCUUCCCCCUUGAACGUUACUUGCUUCUCUUUUCAAAAAUAAAAUUUGCAGAAAAAUAAGUUCAUUUCUCAUUUUAGUGCUUCUUUCGUUAUUUAUAGUUAUUAAUAUAUAUAUAUUUUUUUGUUAAAGGAACAUUUAUUUUCAUAGAACGGAAUGAGUAGUCUUUAGAUCUACAUAUAUAUUUUUUAGCUGAAAGCCUGAAAAUACACAAGCCACUGAACUAAACUAUAUAUUUCGUGCCUAUGGAAAAGAUAUUUUUAAAAAUAGUGUGUAUCUGCAUCAAAAACUAAUUUGGAGAAUUUUCUUUCAUGUUUUUCGUUACUAAGUUGUUUAUAUCACACAUCUAAAAAUAAAUUUUAUUAAUUAUAAUUAAAAUAUAUAGGUGCCACAGUCUAAGUAAAUUUCUGGAUCCGUCCGUGAAUACUUUAAUGACAAUAUUGUUUGUAAAUAUUGCUAUAAAUUUCAACUAAUUUAUAAAGUCAAUCAUAUCCUAAAAAUAUUUAAACUUAAAUAAUAAUCACUAAACUUUAAACUCAAAUGUUAUUAUAUUUUUGUUCGAAGAUAGUAGUAAAAAGUGUAUUUAAUUUUUUUUUUGUUCCAUCUUUUAAGAUCAAGUGAUAGGCAGGUUUGAGUCGUUUCGAAAAGACAUUUUGUUCGACUAAAUCUGAUCUUCUUUUUUUUUAUAUCAACUUAUUUUAUUAAUUUGAAUGAGACAAUACAUAGUCUUUUUGAAGAAGAGUUGUUAUGUUGUUUGGUACAUAGUAAUGAAAUAAAAAUGAAACUCGAGUUGGAUUUGAAGUUGCCAACUUAUCUGCAUGAGAAAAAAGAACACCGCUGCUUCUCGCUUUCUUGGCGAGAUUCUGCACGCACAUUUCUAGUCCUCGGUAUACGGACUAUGCUGAACUCCAAAAACCAGCUCGUUGAAGAGAGAACGAGGCUAACUCGAAGGCAAAAGCUGGCCAAUCGAUAAGAUUGGCAAUCAUAUCCACCAGAUAAGAGAAAUCCAUCUUUAUAUGUACACGGUGCACCGUAACUCUCGUAAACAAAACCAUACCCAUAAGGCGAUUGCAGUAGAGUAAUGAUUCAGAAGCACUACUUGAAGUCUUUCAGAUAGAGUGAGGUGGCGGAGGAGUCACCGGAGACGGUGAAGGACUAGUCGGUGGAAAUGCAUGUCCUGCUUCCUACAUAUCUGACACGUGGCCUUACUAAGUUGGUGGAAUACAGCUGUCUUAAGUGCAAGUAGUAUUUGUUCUGUCUUUUUUACCGAUUGAGCUUUAUUUUAAUAUUUGGUGCUGGCCCUAACACCAAAUUGGCUUUGGUGCUCAACUGCAAAUUAAAGACAGCACCAAAUAUUUAAUUAUCUGUACUUAAGACAGCACCAAAAAAAAAAAAAAAGACAGCACCGAAUAUUUAAUCUUCAUGUGCUUCUUCUGUAUUUGUGAAAGUCUACGAGCUUUAUUUUAAUCUUCAUGUGUGGCCGAUACAUAUUUUUCUUACCGAUUGAGCUUUCUGCACGUAUAUUAAAAGUGCAAGUAGUAUUUGUUCUGUCCUUUUGUAAUCUUCAUGUGCUUCUGUAUAUUUGCCCAUAGGGCAAAUGAAAUUAAAUAUGUUGACAAAAAAAAAUUGGGCCUAAUUAAGAUCAAGUUAAUGCUGAAUUGAAUUCUAAUAUAUUGUUUGGUUAGUAUCGGUUUGAGGAAUUAGCUGUGAUUCAUAAUUAUUUUGAUCAGUGGUAAUGAUUGCAUAAUUUUUUUUUUCUCAUAGAAAGCAGAUUCUACGAAUCAAACUAAGAACUAUAUGUAUACGAUAUACGUUGGUUGAAUCCGAGCACAUGGUCUCCACUAUUAAUUAUCUGCGUUUUUCUGCUCACACAUAUUUUAACCCCUCACCCAGCAACUGUUUAUUAUCUUAUUAUGUGCUGAUCAUAUGUUCCAACCAUUUUUAAAUGACGAAUUCGUUUUCUUCUGUUUGGUUAUAUAUUGAGACUAUGAUUACUAACAUUUACAGAACAUAAGUUCGUAGACUUUCACAAAUACAGCGUCAUGUCAACUUCUUCCCAGUCGUACCCGAUGAGCGGGGGCGAAGAUCUACACAGUUACAUCCAUAAUUCUUCGUACCAGAAAGCAGCCAUAGAUAGUCUUCAAGAAAAGACAAGGCUAUACAUCUUAGAAAAGAUUGAUCUCCUGAGUCUCAAGACCGGUCUUAGUACUUUCACUAUUGCGGAUUUUGGGUGUUCUGUUGGCCCUAACACAUUUCAUGCUGUUCAAAACAUUAUUGAUGCGGUGAAACUCAAACACAUGAAAGAAAACAGUCUUGUGUCUCUGGAGUUCCUAGUUUGUUUCAACGAUCAACCCAACAAUGACUUCAACACACUCUUUAGAACUCAACCUCCUUCCUCCGAACGAGAAUAUUUCUCAGUCGGAGUUCCAGGCUCUUUUUAUGGCCGAGUGCUACCAAGAAACAGCAUCCACGUUGGACAUACUUCCUACACGAUUCAUUGGCUUUCUAAAGUUCCCGAACAUGUAUGUGAAAAGAAAUCACCAGCAUGGAAUAAAAAGUACAUUCAGUGUAAUAAUUUGAUUGAAGAAGCGGCAAAGGCUUACAAGAUCCAGUUCACAAAAGACAUGAGCACUUUUCUUGAAGCUAGAGCCGCAGAGAUUGUGCCUGGAGGACUGAUGAUUUUACAAGGACAAUGUUUGCCUGAUGGUGUUCUCAUGUCUGAAACUUGGGAAGGCAUUGUGAUUGACACCAUCGGUGAUUGUCUUAUGGAUAUGGAAAAAUCGGUAAGAUAUAGUCUCAAAGCAUUUAGUUUCUAAUAUUCAAAACAUCAUAAAAGGUAGGUCUAAACAUUUGUUUUUCGGUUCAGAAUUUUUGGGAAUCUUUUUUUUUUUUUGAAAAUGGGCUAGAAGAAUUAAUAACCGAUUUUGAUCUGAGUUCGGUUCUUUAAUAUGUUUUAAAAAUAUGCUCGCUUAUCUUGGUAGAGAAAUUCCAAUAAAAGUCAAAAAUCAAAUAAUUAAUAUUACUUAUUUUAGCUAAUUUAAAUGCAUUAUAUCCGUAUUUAUAUUUUACCAGAGUAUUAACAACCGUGAUUUUUGCUAUAUUUGGGUUGACUGAUUUGCUUCGUUCAGGUUCAAUUUUAUUAUUUGGUUCAGCACAAGAAUUUUUUCCACCAUUCGGUUGGUCGAUGAAUUUUUCAACCAUGAUAUCUCAUAUAUAAUUUUUUUUAUUGAUUAAAAUUAGGGGAAAUCACCAAUUGAAAAGAUUUUUUCUACCAUUUUUAAAGCCUAUACCGGAUAGUUGUUAAUACUCAUAUUUUUCCUUCGUAGGAAUUGAUAAGCGAGGAAAAACUCGAGUCGUUUAGCGUGCCGAUAUAUUUUCCUCAGUUUAGUGAAUUGAAGGGAGAGAUUGAGCAAAAUGGAAGCUUUGCGAUUGAACUGAUGCAGACUAUAAGCCAUCCAUUUCAGGAUAUGCACUUAACCAACGACUUCACCACUUCCACCUUUCGAGCUAUUUUUAGUUCUGUCAUCGAAAAACAUUUUGGAGAAGAUGUGGUCGAUGAGUUAUUCGAUCAACUUACUAAGAAGCUCAACAAGUACCCAAUUGAUUUUCAAAAGUGCAAGAAACAGAUGGUCUAUUGUAUCGUUCUUAAACGAAAUACGUAGUAUUGAAAAUGAUGAUGACAUGUUAUGUCUUCACAAGUCAGGUCAUUAUUUAAAUAUUGCUUUGCUCUUUAAAAGAGUUUUAAUGUCUUUUAUGGUUUUAAAAUUAUGUGAUUCGUCCGCGCACCGCGGAGUACGACGUGUUUAGGAGUACGACGCGUUUACGAAUAUUUUAAUUCUUUUUUUCGAAAAAGAAUAUUUUGAUUCUACAACUUCAGUAAUCAUCUGAUGUUUUUAUUUGCUUUUUGAAUUUUUAUUAUUAUGUUUUUUUGUAAAACAGUUUUUAUUAUUAUGUUGAAGUCAACUAAGAGCAACCUCGUCGGGAAAAUAUCUCACAUGGGGUUCUGGACAAAUAAUAUUAUCUUUAAAUAUAACUAAAUUAUUAAAUUAUACUAUUUGGUUACUUUAAAAAAAUUGAAUCAUUCAAUAACAUAUAAUCCUUCCGUUUCAUGUGUCGUUGUAGAAAAAAUAUUUCAUUACAAAAUAAAUGUUGUUUUCGAUUUUUAAUGCAAAAUUUAUUAGUUUUAUUUAACAAUUUAUUUUUAUUAGUUGAAAUAUGGUUAGGUGCAUAGUGUUGGGAUUGUGAUAUCUCGUGUCCAACUCUAUCUUAUCUUAUUAGUAUGAUAUUGUCCACUUUGGACCUCAGAGGCUGUCACUCAUGGAUUUACUUUUGGUUUCCUUCCCAAAAAGUUUUCUUUUAGAAUGUUUCUCCUACGACACAUCACAGGUUCCAUGAUCUUCUGACGUUUCAGCAACAUAUCUUCUCUUUCCUCUUCUACCCGUUCUUACUUAAAGGGUAUUUUUUUAAUCUUCUUGCAUCUCUUUGCCAAACCGCUCUGAUACCAAUUGUUGGGAUUGUGAAAUUUCAUGUCCAACUCUAUAUUCUCCGAUUAUUACGAUAUUGUCCACUUUGUAACUAAUUAGCAAGCCCGUAUAUAUUUACUUUUGGUUUAUAUUCCAAAAGGCCUCGUACUAUUAGAGUUGGACUUCUCUUUAUAUAUUAGACUUUCCUUUGUCUAAUAUCCGAUGUGAGACUUAACUUGUUAUCUCACACAUAGAUAAUUAUGUUUUUAUAUAUAAAAUAUACAAAAUUAAUUGUUUUCUUAAUUUAUGUGCACAAAUUUAAAGUGACACUUGAAAUAAAACAGAGAGAAUAUAAUAUAUAUGACAGGAAAAUUCUUGAAGAGUAUUUUAAAACAUCUUCUUUCUUUUUUGGCUGAUUUGAGAUUCUUUUGCGUCUCUUUCCUAUUUCUAAAUUUUUUUUUAAGAGACCAUAUAAGUUUUUCCUGAAGAGUAUUUUUUUUUGUGGAAGCACUGUAGCCUAUUGGUUAAGGUUUAAAGGCUUCUACACCCAGGUCUGGGGUUCGAAUCCCAGACUAUGCAAUUUAUUACAGAUUACAAGAAAUCCAGGUUUCAAGUUCCGGAGAAAGCGGUUUAUUCAACAAUUAUGCAUACUACAGAGGAAAAGGUUUACAAGGGAUCUUCAACCUGGUGCAAGUAAAUCUGGCCAGACGUGGAUCUUCAUAUGACGGUUCAGGUGAUGCAGUUAGGCGUAAGUCUUCAUAAGGCAGAUAGUAUUGUCGGUUGUCGAAUCGUCUAUGUAAUCUUUCCUAUAUCAUAAUUGUAAGAUCGUAAUAAAUCAGCGUUAAAAAAAAAUAUAUAAGUUUUUCCUGUCGUCGGAGGUGUUCUAAUAAUUUUGUGAGUUCUAAGAAACUAUCGAGAAGUAGAGGCUCAUGGGUUGUUAGAAAUGAAAUGGGCAAAAUGAUCAUGCGUAGCAGGCGAGCCUUCUCCAAUGUUAACUCCCUGGAUGAAGCUAAAUACCAAGGGUUGUUGUGGACCUUAUAGUGUUUAAGCUCUCAUCGUCUUAACAACGUAAUUAUAGCUAUCGAUGAUACUACACUGACAUAGGUGGUGCUUAGACCAACAGCUUGGCCAAAUGAUAGAUAUAAGAAGGUGUAUGUGCGUAGAAGAAAGAAAGGAGUAACUUGCGAAGGAGUUCAUGAGCUGGCAGCUCAGCAAGAGGAUUUGGGAUAGCUGGAAGAGUAAUGCAAAGACUCUAGCUGGAGUGGAGGGUUAGCAGUUACGAUUCAGCUGAGCUAAGGAAGUGAGGAACUAUUAAUAAAACAAGGAGAGUGGAAUGUAUUCUUUAUGCUUGAAUGUUGUAGAAGAUAGUCGUUAUGAGACUUCUCUCGUGAAUGCUAUGAGAUCGAUGUAUCGUUUACUUUCGCUAUGAGAUUGUAAUCGUUACAUACUUCAAGCUAUAAUACUUCUUUGGUUCAGAGUUUACAUUGUUUGAGAUAACUUUACUCUAUUAUUGGUGCAGUGAAACUGAUCGGAAGCAACGCGACGGUAGCAGAAUGGAGGAGACGAUGAUCGGAUCUGAACGAGAGGUAGCGAGGAGCUCAGCGCAGUUAUCGAUGAAUCUACAAUGCACGGAGUGGUUGAAGCUCGGAAACGAUACGGAAACUCGAAAUCAUCGAGCGACGACGGAACAGUUCGUAUCAGUGGAAAAGAAGCUCGAAACGAUGGGAAUCAAUGCAGACACCAAUAAAAACGAUUUUUAAAAAAUAUUUAGUAGUAAUUUUUUUAGAAAUUUUCCUUUUUCAAAAUCCUAAAAAAUAGAUUUGAAAACAAUUUAUUUAAUAUAAUUUUUUAUUUUCAAAACUUUUAAUGAAAAUAUAAUUGUAAAAGAUUAUAUUGAGUUUGGUUCUUCAAAAUUACUAAUUAACAUGAUUGUGACACAUGGUAGUUAUAUAUUUAAAAUUGUGAUAUGUGUUAAACUAUUUCAUAAUCAAAAAUAUAUAUACUAAAAUAAUAAAAACAAAUUUUCUUUAAAACAAUUAAAAAUAUUAUUUAAUAGUCUUAUUAUUAUUAUUAUUGCUAUUAUUAUUUUUCAUUAUAAUGUUUGUUUCAAAAGAUACUAAAGAUAGAGAAUUAUAAAAGAUAAACAUUAACUUUUAAGAAAAAAAUGUUAAACAAAAAGGAAUUGUAAAAUCCUACAAGUACAAUAAAUUAUUUAAUAAAAACAUGAAGAAAAACUAACUUUAAAAUAAAUAAUAUUACUUUUUUAAAAGCGUAAUUAAAAUAAAAUUGUAAAAGUACUCUUAUUAUUUUCUUAUAAUUAAAUAACUUUCUUUUUUUAAUAGAUAAUUGUAUGUUAAAAAUUAUGACAAAAAGUAGCUACAAAUAUUUCACAUCUUUAUUUACUAUUUAGGUUUAAGUUUCCACAUAUUAUUUUUAUAAAACACAAUAGUAUUCACAUAAAACUAUUACCUGAGUAUUUUUUUUUUUAAUUUCUUGAUACAAUUCAACAUUUUAUUAUCGUUAUUAUACAUCUUAUGAUGCAUGAAUAACUUUUAAUUUUAAUGUUAUUGUCGUACAUGAGUAUGUAUAAAUAUGUGUUUGUAUGUAUAAGACAAAAUAUAUAAAUAAUUAAACAGAAUUUUCUAUUAAAAAUAAAAUAGUUGUAUAAAAAUCUAACAGAAACAAAUAACUAAUUUCCUUUUUAAAAGUCUAAAUAAAAUAAAAACGUAAAUAAAAUCUUAUUUUUACUAUAAUUAACUAACUUUAAUUUUUAAUAAUUUUGUGUUAAAAAAGAUAAACCAAAAUUAACUUCAAAUAUUUCACGUGAUAUGAUUGUGAUAUGUGUCAAUUAAAAGCUUAGAUUGUAAAUGUGUCCAUAAAAACUUCCAUUAUGUGAAAAUAACUUUUUCUUUUCCUAAAUCUUAUAUAAAAGAUAUUUCUAAAACAAAAUUAUUUUCUAAUCUGAACCAAUUAAGAAUUUUUUCUUCUUUUUUUUAAAUCCUGACUAGAGAGAAUUUGUUUAAUAGUAAUUUUUACUUGAAAAAUUUAAUAAUAAAUAUGAUAUUAAAAAUUAUUCAAUUAUCAAGAAAAAUUGUAAAAAUAUUAAUGAUAUUGAAAAAACGAAUUUUGAAAAUUGUAACUUUUAAAAAUAGUUAAUAUUAACUCAAAAUAGUUAUUUGAUAAAAUUUUUAUUUUAUUUUAAUCCUAGACAAAUUAUAAUUGUAUAAGAUUAUGUAAUAAUAAUUUCUUUUUCCAAAAUCCUACAAAACUGUAAAAGAAUAUUUAAUAGUUGUUUUCUUUUU
Molecule: messenger RNA, 7765 nt
Organism: Brassica rapa (field mustard)
Lineage: Eukaryota; Viridiplantae; Streptophyta; Magnoliopsida; Brassicales; Brassicaceae
Product: probable S-adenosylmethionine-dependent methyltransferase At5g38780
Molecular function (GO): methyltransferase activity
Source: RefSeq, a predicted model, not a curated record